UCGUCUUUGGCUCUCUUACAGGUUGUCGCCGUGCCAGGAGGAGAAGCUGGAGCCAUGGACGAGCUACUUUUACCGAGCGGGGAAGAGGAGGCGCGCUCCGAUCACAGCUCUUAUGCUCCGGGAGCGGCGGGGAAAACCAUGGUGGAUCGCAUCAAGAACUUCCUCCAGGAGACGUUCACUGUGGACCUCAGACAGACCCUGAGGAACUUCUGCAAACGCAACGGGCUGCUGGUUCUGUCGGUCAUCGCCGUGCUGACCGGCUGCGUCCUGGGCUUCAUGCUGAGAGGGAGUCAGCUCUCCUCACAGGCCAAGAUCUACUUCUCCUUCCCCGGAGAGCUUCUGAUGAGGAUGCUGAAGAUGCUCAUUCUUCCUCUCAUCACUUCCAGUUUGAUGUCGGGUCUGUCCUCCAUGGAGUCCAAAGCCUGCUGUCGGAUGGGCGUCCUGACCGUCACCUACUACCUCUGGACCACCUUCAUCGCCGUGGUGGUCGGCAUCGUGCUCGUCAUCAUCGUCAAACCCGGCGUGGGGACGGAGAUGGAGAGCAACCGGCUGGGCGGCGGGCCCGUCAUGACCUCGGCCGACGCCCUGCUCGACCUCAUCAGGAACAUGGUCCCCUCCAACCUGAUCGAAGCCACGUUCCAGCAGUACAAAACGGACCUGGUUCCCAUCCUGAAGGUCCCGACCAGAACCAUCCAGCCCAGCUUCGUGUACGUGGUCCCGGACGACAGCGACCCUAAAGGUCAGACGGUGUACCUGGAGCUGACGCCGGCCCCCGAGGUCACGUACAAGACGAGCCCCGGCACCAGCCAGCAGAUGAACGUGCUGGGCAUCGUCAUCUUCUCGGCCACCAUGGGUCUGCUGCUGGGCAGGAUGGGAGAGCGAGGAGCGCCGCUCGUCAACGUCUGUCAGUGCAUCAACGAGUGCGUCAUGAAGAUCAUCAACGCCGCCGUCUGGUAUUUCCCGUUCGGGAUCAUCUUCCUGGUGGCGGGGAAGAUCCUGGACAUGCAGGACCCGAGCACGCUGGGCAGGAAGCUGGGCUGGUACACCGUCACCGUGCUCGCCGGCCUCUUCGUGCACGGCUUCAUCCUCCUGCCGCUCUUCUACUUCCUGCUCACCCACAAGAACCCGUUCGGCUACAUCCGCGGGCUGCUGCAGGCCAUGGUCAUCGCCCUCGCCACCUCGUCCAGCUCGGCCACGCUGCCCAUCACCAUGAAGUGUCUGCUGGAGAACUGCCAGGUGGACCGGCAGAUCGCUCGCUUCGUCCUGCCCGUGGGAGCCACCAUCAACAUGGACGGCACGGCGCUGUAUGAGGCCGUGGCCGCCAUCUUCAUCGCCCAGGUCAACGACUACGAGCUGGACUUCGGCCAGCUGGUCACCAUCAGCAUCACAGCUACAGCUGCCAGUAUCGGAGCUGCUGGGAUUCCCCAGGCCGGUCUGGUUACCAUGGUGAUCGUGCUGACAUCAGUGGGUCUGCCACCAGAUGACAUCACACUCAUUGUGGCCAUUGAUUGGGUCUUGGACAGAUUUCGUACGAUGAUCAACGUCCUGGGCGACGCGCUGGCAGCGGGCAUCAUCGCCCACCUGUGCCGGAAAGACUUCCCUCUGGGCGCCACAGGAAAGCCUGUUCCAUCCUACGGGACACACACUUCACACACUCCCAACAACUCCCACAGCGUCAACGUGCCAAUGACGGAGAUCCACACACACAAAGAUUGCAUGUUCGAGCUGAUGGGCGACUCGGUCAGCGAGCGGCACACACACACCGUCUACUACAACAUCUGCCAGGUGUGACGCUCACCUGCAGCCUCCGGACGUGUGUUUCCACGAGCUUCCGCCCAAACCCCCUCAGUGCCAUCUGACAGGAGCGCGAGGACGAGGCGGGCUCACGGGACGCCGCUCCCUGAGCCCAUGGGACGUCCGGGCUGGCGGCUCUGAGGACGCA
Molecule: messenger RNA, 1942 nt
Organism: Myripristis murdjan (pinecone soldierfish)
Lineage: Eukaryota; Metazoa; Chordata; Actinopteri; Holocentriformes; Holocentridae
Gene: slc1a8a
Product: solute carrier family 1 member 8a
Exons: 11
Coding region: 55-1791 (578 amino acids)
Biological process (GO): L-glutamate transmembrane transport
Cellular component (GO): plasma membrane
Molecular function (GO): neutral L-amino acid transmembrane transporter activity; L-glutamate transmembrane transporter activity; glutamate:sodium symporter activity
Source: RefSeq, a predicted model, not a curated record